AUGGCAGAAGAAGACACUUUUAAGGAUAUUCUUUCAACAUUAGCUUCAGUAUUUUCUGUUUAAUAAUUUAAUUAUUAGUAACGUAUACCUUGGACAGUAGUUUAUAAUGUUAAUCUGAAAGUGCCUGACAUUAUAAUAUUCAAGAAUGGCAGUCCAGACUCAUGUUAGAAUGAAAAAAUAAACAGAAGAGACGAUAAUUUAUUGAACCUUGAAACUGUCAAGAACUACUUCCUAAAGAAUGCGUUUGAUGAUUAAUCUGUUAUAAUACUAAGGCAAAAAGCAAAAGAUUAAUCUCAGGGAGAUUCUAAGGAGUAUCUGGUGCUAGACGAUAACUUUGUUAAAACUCAAUUUUCAACUUCAGUUUCAUAAGAUCUCAAAGCAUAAUGGGAGGCUGCUUUCACAUACCUACCUUUCAAGCAAUGUGGAGGAAUUUUCAAGGUUACUUAUGAAAGACAGAGCGAGUCCAAGACUACAGUGCAUGCUCUGAAGAGAAAUAUCUAAUUUGGAAGAAGGAAUAGUGAGCAGGAUGAGGAUAAUUCUAACUCAGAUAUGUUGAAUAAUGCUGCUGGAGCUUAUUCGAAUAAAGGAACAAGAAAUGAUAACGGAGAAUUCAUGACUGAUUCACCUAAACACUAAUCUGGGAAUAAAUUUUACAGUGUCAACAGUGGCAAUAAGAGGUCGACUUAGAUAUCCCAGUCUUCUCAAAGAUAGCCUGAGAAGAAAAAUGAUCUAGCUAAAACAAACAUAUUCACCAGCAAGGGAACUUUGCUUACAUUUAAGGGCAGAGAAAGUGGUGUCUAGAGCACAUUCAAUCAAUAAUGGAAAGAAAUUAUUCAGAGAUUUAUAUAAAUCGUAGAGUUAUUGACUUCAGUUACCAUUUAUCAACUUUCAAUCGAUGUUAUGAUUGAUGACCUUGGCAAUAGAAAGUGUGCAUGCAAAACGUUUUGUCAUUACGCAAUCGACGUGAAAACUUUGAUUGAUGAUGAUGACGAUCUAUUGCAAUUUAAUAGAGAUCGAGAUGUCUUUCUUGGUUGGAUAAAUUUUGCAGAGCAAGAAAUAUAGAAUUAAAAAACUUCAACAACUCACAAGCCUAAUUGCUUUAUAUUGCCAUUGAAAAGUAUACUAUUAGAAAAGCAUGAAAGAUAUAAUUAUCUUAAGUCAAUUGACCGUAUCAAAGAUGAUCAAGCAGGAUAAGGCAGCAAAUAUUAGAGGCCUAAAGAAUUUGACAUUAAUACCUUAGAUGGUUUAGUAAAUAUUAACGAAUUUGAGGAUCCAUUAUUAUUAUACUAAAGAGCUUGUAAUUUUCAAUCAUAAAAUUAAACUCUAAUAGAUUUGACAAUGAGUUCACUAAUGGGUCUUGAUAGAUACCAGCAUUUAAGAGCUGCAAGUUUGUAUGAGCAAGUGAAAAUCUGCAAAAACUGCUUCCUUUCCCUAACAAAAAUUGAGUUCCACAGAAGAAAACACUAUUUGAGAGAGGAGAGGAAUCUCAUGAAUAACAAUAAACAGAAUGAUUCUUCUUAUGAGGAGAUUGAAGAUGAUUCUUUAGAUCUAAAGUACUUACCAAACAAGGAGAUUAAGAAGAAAAAAUAGAAAUAUAUUGUGAUGAAUGCUCAUGAUUCGCAUCAAGUAAUUAAAAAUAGAAACCUCAAGUAUCAAUAAGCUGUAAAAGAACAAACAUUGAUUGUUAGGAAUCAAGAUGAAAGGUCUAUUAGGCAGAGGGAUGGGAAUACUGGUGGCUCUAGAAAAUAGUCUUUAGAUGUAAAUACAUUCAAUAGGCUAGAAAAGACAGGCUUACUUUCACCUGCAAAUUAUAUGCUAAAUAUAAGAAAUAACCCAUCACAUAUAGAGGGGAUCAUAGAUGAAGAGGAGCAAAUAGUACUACCUAGGAUAAUGAAAGAUAUCAAAACUGACAAGAUAUUCUUGACCAAGAAGGAAUCAGAGAUGAUGGGCAUUAAGUAUCAUCUAGGACAUACUGGAUAUCUAUAGAAAAAUCAGAGUGAAAAGAUAUUCCUAACAAAAUCUUCAAUUUCGUUAAAUAAAUUAGCUGAUUUAGCAUCAGCCGCUGAGAACAUAGAAUUUAAAUUAAAGUCAAUUAAAGAAGACACUAUUAAUCAGUAGAGUCUAUAAAGUGACUGGCUAAAGAAAGUAGAUGUGAACUUCUCGAUGCUAAAGAAGGUGACUAAGAAACACAGAUAAAGACCUACUACCAUGAGUAAUAUGAAUAAUAGGAAGGUUAACAUUGAGUCAGCUCCAGGUACUCUGAGAUUAUUUGAUAACAAUGGCCAAGUGUCCAAAUUCGAUCAUAUCUAGGGCUCUUAGAAUUAAAUAAAGAUCAGCGUAAACAGCAAUGACCAUCACUUGCAUCACCAGAUUAUAGACAAUUUAAAUAUUAAUGGAUAGCCCGAGCUACUUAACUUUGAUGAAUUCAAAUCCAAUCUGGACAACAAGAUGCUGAGCUUUUAGAGAGAACAGUUUGGGCGAACUUAGCUUAAGAUAGCAGCAACAACCAAUGACUUACCGUUUGAAAAGAGAGAAUAGAUUAUGAGAAAGCUAAACGUAAAUAAAGGGAUGAAUGGCAGUUCGAUUCCACCUACUCCUCACAGUGUGAUGUCAAGAACAGGCACUAUGUAUGGUGGGUUCAGCGGAGCUCUAAACAAAGGUGUUGGAGACCUUGCCAGGAGUAUUCCUUAAAAAUUUACCUCACAGAGAUAGAACUACGAAUCUUCAAAAUUCCUAUGA
Stylonychia lemnae is the source of this 2739-nucleotide messenger RNA. Lineage: Eukaryota; Ciliophora; Spirotrichea; Sporadotrichida; Oxytrichidae. The record is from the annotation of a GenBank genome assembly.